AUGGAAACCCAUAAAAAGAUAUAUUAUGAGAAUUUUCUUGCACGUUGUAAGAAGAGUAAGGAUAAACUAAAGCAAUUUAUCAAGACUCGUCAAGAAAAUAUUCUUCGUUGUUAUGCAGGGACCAUUGAGCUUGACAUAGACCCUGCAGACAUAAUUGUGGUUGAUGCCUGCUUCAUCAUCGAGCUCUUUUUAACGAACUUCUACGAAACAGAAAAUCAUAAAAAUGAUUAUAUAUUGAGAUCACCAUGGCUGAGGAAAGCUGUAGAGCAGGACUUGAUACUGUUUGAAAAUCAGCUUCCUUAUUCUCUUCUUCAAGAACUAUAUCAUGACUUUGCUGUGCCUGUCUCUCGCAGUUUCCAACCCAGCAAAGAAGUACAAGAACAGACUCAUAGUAGUACCAAUGACUUCCUGUGCUGCUUGCCUUGCUCCUGGCGGAUACCUUGCAAUGAACAUUCCAUAGAGAUUGACGAAGCCAAAUCUGCUGAUGACGAAGCUGAACCUGCUGAUUAUGAUCCCCUGCUUGAGCUUACCUUUGAGUUCUUCAAAGAUUAUAAUAAGGGGAAAUCUGUCAAGAAUAGAGUAAAACCAAAACAUUUCACCGAUUUGGUUAGGAAUUUUCUAUGUCCUGACAAAAAAAUGGAUUGUGAACAUAAUAGUGCUCCUGUCAAAAAUAUAUAUGAUGCAAAGAAGCUGAGGGCAUCAGGGGUGAAGUUUAGGGCACUUAAAGAUGGACCCUUAAUCAUAGAGAAAGAUGAGGCCACUAAAUGUAAGUUCAACUUGGCAUGUUUUAGAAAUAUGGACUUGAAGCUUACGCCAUUUUGUGUCAAGGAUGAGACAGAAUGCGUUGUUCGGAACAUCAUGGCCUUGGAGCAGUUUUCGUACCCGGACAAACCUUAUAUCUGCAAUUACUUUUUGCUUAUGGAUCAGCUGGUGGACACUGUGGAUGAUGUGAAUUUGCUGGUUGGGAACAAAGUUAUUCAUAACACGCUAGGCAGCAACGAAGCAGUGGCGAAGCUGGUUAAUAGACUUUGCGAGCAGAUCAUGGACGAUAAAUCCUGCUAUUUUGAUAUCUGUGAACAGCUUAAUAUGCACUAUGAGAAUUUUUGGAACCGUCAUGUGGCAACCCUGAAACGAGUUUACUUCAAGGACCUCUGGACGGGCAGUUCAACUGUACUUGGAGUCGUUGUCCUUGUUUUCUCAGUCAUUGGAACCAUUAAGUCUCUCAUGUCGUAA
This is a messenger RNA of Prunus avium (sweet cherry), 1233 nucleotides long. Its product is annotated as UPF0481 protein At3g47200-like. The record is from RefSeq and is a predicted model, not a curated record. NCBI's taxonomy places the organism in Eukaryota, Viridiplantae, Streptophyta, Magnoliopsida, Rosales, Rosaceae.